UCAACCUGCCAAAUACAAAAUGUGUUCCAGUUAUUUCACGCAGAAAUAUAUAGAAGCAAAACCCUGACCCUCUGAAGGAAUUCUGAAUUGGGUUCAAUUAGCAAUGGCUGGAAGGAAAAGAAGGAGGAUGAAAUCCAUUGAUGUUUCUAGGUUAGCUGCAAUGAUCCCCAAAAAUGAAGGAGUUUCACUCGACAAGAAUGAAGAGCCUGUGCAACAGAUACAGCCAGAACUUCCAAGAGAUAUUCUGAGAGUCAUUAUUGGUCGCUUGAACUUGAGAGAUAACAUAUGUGCUUCUGCUGUUUGCAAACUGUGGCAUUCCGUUGCCCUCUUUGUUCGAGUUGCAAAUAAACCUCCGUGGCUUAUGUUCAUUCCAAAGUUUGGUGAUCUAGUAGAAUUCUACGACCCUUCACUGCGCAAGACUUAUUCGGUUGAGUUGCCCGAGUUGCGCUCCUCUAGACUUUGUUACACCAUGGACGGAUGGUUGUUGCUAUACAGGCCCAAAGAUCAAUGUGUGCUGUUCUUCAAUCCUUACACUAGGGAGGUGAUCGAUUUGCCAGAAUUGGACUUGACAUAUCAAAUCGUUGCAUUUUCUGCUGCACCGACAUCUCCUAACUGCAUCGUCUUUACUGUUAAGCAUAUCAAUCCCACAGUGAUCGCUAUUAGCACAUGUCACCCUGGAGCAACUGAAUGGGUGACUUCCAAUUAUCAAAACCACUUGCCAUUUGUGAGCAGCAUCUGGAAUAAGUUGGUUUUCUGCAAUGGCUUAUUCUAUUGCCUGAGUCUGAGUGGCUGGCUCGGGGUUUUUAACCCAGAAGAGCGCACUUUGGUCCAAGUUGUGCCUCCUCCCAAAUGCCCUCAGAAGUUUUUUGCCAAGAAUUGGUGGAAGGGAAAAUUCAUGGCAGAGUAUAAUGGGGAAAUUUAUGUUAUCUACACUUGCUCUACUGCCAAUCCAGCGAUAUACAAGUUAGACCAAACUAAUGAAGUGUGGGUUGAGAUGAAAACGUUGGGUGGUAUGACGCUCUUUGCAAGUUUCUUAUCAUCGCAAACAAGGACAGAUAUUCUUGGGGUGAUGAGAAAUAGCAUUUACUUUUCUAAAGUUCGCUUUUAUGGACGGCGAUGCAUAUCAUACUCUCUAGACCAUAACAGGUACUACCCACGAAAACAGUGUUAUGAUUGGGGAGAACAAGAUCCUUUUGAGAACAUUUGGAUUGAAUCACCUGAUGAUUUUUCAGCAUUUGUUUGAGCAGACUUGUGAAGCAGAGCUGAAGUACAGUGCAGUGAUCCGGCCAGUAGAAUGGACAGAUGGGCACAAGUAGGAGAAUAGGCCUCUCUUUGGUGCUGAACAGAUAACCCUAAAAAAUGGCUCACAAAAGUCUUGAUGUCAAUUCUAGGACUCAUCAGAAUUUCCCAGCAAUUUCUCAUUUCAACAGAGUGUUUUCCAUAGAGCCAAGUUUGUAACAGUGCACUUGAGAUUCUACAGUUUUUCUUCAGACUUUGAAUUUCAUUACAUAUAGAUGUUUUUCCUACUAAUGUAUGUGUAAUUUCAAUUUUUAUACGCACAUACCUUAAAGGUGUAUUAUUUAUUUUAAAAUAUGUCAUAUGAUAUAUAUACAGGAAAAAUUCAUUUUUGGUUUCA
Molecule: messenger RNA, 1636 nt
Organism: Ipomoea triloba (trilobed morning glory)
Lineage: Eukaryota; Viridiplantae; Streptophyta; Magnoliopsida; Solanales; Convolvulaceae
Product: F-box/kelch-repeat protein At1g57790-like
Exons: 3
Coding region: 104-1243 (379 amino acids)
Molecular function (GO): protein binding
Source: RefSeq, a predicted model, not a curated record